GAUCCUCUCGCAAUAACUCCUCACGGCUCGCACUACCACCACUCUACCCAAUGGCCACACACCGCCAGCGCAACUCGUCUCCAGAAGCAGGAGUGAGCGUUGUGAACUUGGACGAGUGGGAUACGCUUUCUUCGCUUGACGGGCGCCCUUCCCCGCCGGGCGAAAGUCCUCUCAAGUAUCCGCGUGCCGGCCAUGCACAUUCGACAGGCAAAUCGUGUUUUCUGGCUCCUCUGGGAUUCCUUCCCGGAUUCCGUCGACACGGUUCGGGCCAAAGUGCGUCCUCGGUUCGGAAGGAUGUCUCUAUCGUACUUCAGCAAAGGGUUGCUGCCGGGAUGAACGCUGUUAAGCGGUGUCUGCUAGUGUUCGCUACUCCGAGCUCUGGUAGUGCGCCAAAACAAGCCCGUAGCAGAAUGCUACCCAAACUCAGCGGCCUCAUGGCGGAAACGUACGAAUGUGUGGCCUGUAUGACCGACAUCGACGUCUCUGAGGAACAAGCAAUUCAGGUGUCGUGCGGCCACCUCUACCACUCCGAGUGCCUCCUCCAGCUUGUUCAAGUCUCCAUGAGCUCGCCCACCCAGUUCCCGCCGCGCUGCUGCAGAAAGCCCGUCGACCCGCUCUCCUUCGAGCACCUCCUCACCCCCACCCAGCGCGAGGAUUACACCAUGCGCCAAGUGGAGCAGUCCACCCCGCGCCGCAUCUACUGCGCGAACCCGCGCUGCAGCCGCUUCCUCGGCGCGCGCGACAAACGCACGCCUGUCCACGUCUACACGUGCCCAGCCCCCGCCUGCGGCACGCUCACCUGCGCCCGCUGUCGCAUCGCCGUCGAUCCCGCCCCAGGCGCUCCCGUGCACGCGUGCGGACACGAGCCCGCGCACCGCGCUGCGCUACGCCUUGGGAACACGCUCGGGUGGGUGCGCUGCCCGGAGUGCGAGCAGCUCGUCGAGCGCGACGGCGGGUGUUCGCAUAUGACGUGCGCGUGCGGCGCGCACUUCUGCUACGGCUGCGGGUCGAAAUGGCAGACGUGCAGCUGUGUGGAGUGGCGUGCGGGCGCGGGCGCUGGAGAGGGUAAUAGGCGUCAGCGCGAACGGGAUCUCUUCGCGCCACUGCAAGAAGACGAGGACUUGAGCGGGCGGCUGGAGCUGUGGGCUCCGCCGAGGCCUGUGCCGCCGAGGAGAGCUCAGACGGUGCCUAUGCCGCCGCACGAUGGCGCUGCUUACCCGAGGAGACGAUCGCAAGAACGGCGGACCCUUACGAUGCAUCACGACGGGAGCCUGGAGAUCGUCCACGAAGAGCGCGGUCUCCACCCGCUUGGCAGAGCGGACUCCGUACGGAUGUCCAUCUUCACAGUCGAACAGGAGCCGUCGCAAGACUUCGUCGGGUCUUGUCUUCCGUUCCGGCCAGACUCGAGUAUACUCGCACGCGGCGAGCGAGCUCGGGCGGUUCGUGAGCGAGGAACCCGUCGUGCGGCUACCAUGUAG
Molecule: messenger RNA, 1478 nt
Organism: Trametes versicolor FP-101664 SS1
Lineage: Eukaryota; Fungi; Basidiomycota; Agaricomycetes; Polyporales; Polyporaceae
Exons: 3
Coding region: 51-1478 (475 amino acids)
Biological process (GO): positive regulation of proteasomal ubiquitin-dependent protein catabolic process; ubiquitin-dependent protein catabolic process; protein polyubiquitination
Cellular component (GO): ubiquitin ligase complex; cytoplasm
Molecular function (GO): ubiquitin conjugating enzyme binding; ubiquitin protein ligase activity; zinc ion binding
Source: RefSeq, a predicted model, not a curated record